Molecule: messenger RNA, 945 nt
Organism: Elephantulus edwardii (Cape elephant shrew)
Lineage: Eukaryota; Metazoa; Chordata; Mammalia; Macroscelidea; Macroscelididae
Gene: CFAP161
Product: chromosome unknown open reading frame, human C15orf26
Exons: 7
Coding region: 16-945 (309 amino acids)
Biological process (GO): cilium assembly
Cellular component (GO): motile cilium
Source: RefSeq, a predicted model, not a curated record
AGAGAGGAGGGGGCCAUGGCUCAGAACUUGUAUGGGCCAGGAGUCCGGAUAGGCAACUGGAAUGAGGACGUCUACCUUGAGGAGGAACUCAUGAAAGACUUCUUGGAGAAGAGAGAUAAGGGGGAACUUCUCAUACAGAAGAACAGAAGACUGAAAGGGAGCCUUUUGAAGCAGAUGCAGCUUUCUGUAUCGAAGGAUGGAUACAUUCACUAUGGCGACAAAGUGAUACUGGUGAAUCCUGACUAUCCCGAGGAAGAAGUCGACGUGUUUCUGGCUGGGAACCUGAGUCUCUGUAUGACUCCGGACGAAAUGACAACCCACCUGAGAGACCAACUGGAGGUGCCCUGUGGCCUGAGCGCAGCGCCACUCAGCAACUCAGUCAGCAGAAACACCUUUAUGGUUCUGAGUAUGCACAGGAAAGCCGUCAGUCAAGUCCUUAGAUAUGGGGAGAACUUCUGCCUUGGCAUAAUGGGAGGAUGUGAAGACAAAAUCUUGUAUUUGACAAGUGACCAUCGGACCCUUCUGAGGUCAUCUAAGAAGUCGUGGCUGCAGGACGUGUACCUGACGGACGAGCUCUCCUACCUGAGCUGCUGGCAGGCGGCCUGCCUUGAUCCGCAAAUGCGCCUGGAAUAUGAAGGCUUUCCCGUUCCGGCCAAUACAAAGAUCCUCAUCAGUCACUGCCACACAAAUCGGGGCCUGGCGGCCCACCGGCAUCUUUUCGUAAGUACCUAUUUCGGAAAGGAAGUUGAAGUCGCAGCUCACACACAUCUGGAUUCACACAAAGUGGAAAAACCAAAGAAUCACUGGAUGCUGGUCACUGGGAAUCCCAGGAAGGACUCACCCACCAUGCUGGACCUGCCCAAACCCCGAGCAGAGGACACCAGCGCCACAGAGCAAGCCAUGGGAUUAGAGUGCAGUGAUAAUAUGCCAGACGCUUGCACUUGA